UACGUUCGAGCAUCUCAAAGCGUUAUAUGCGGCGCAAAAGUCGGUUGUGUUGUGUGAUGUGUGCACUCUAAAGGCGUGAUUUCGUUGCCGUCAUUCUCAAGUAGAAACAUUUAACGCAAGUUGAGAAAUUAAAAAAAAAAAUACUUGUAUUACGAUAAGCAAUAUUAUAUUAUAAAAAAUCAUUAAAAAACCAAAUACCGUUAUUUAAAUGCCGCGCUUUAAGUGCUCACGUAUUUGAUAAAGUGUUAAUUAGUAAGAAGAAGAACGCGGCAGUUUGAUAAUAUCACCGGAAUAUGGUCACCCUAAUGCCAUACAGUUACUCUGCACCGAGAUGUGGGCUAAUUGAAAAAAUGAUUGAACCUAAGGUCAAACGUCCCAAAACAGAGCACACGGAUACAAAUGAACGAAAUCGCCUUUGUUCUCAAACCACUGCUCAAUCGCCGCAUCAUCAGCAGCAACAGCAACAUCAACAACAACAACAGUCACAGCAGCCUCAACACCAUACUUCACAACUUCAUCCUCACUCCCUGCCACAUACACAGUCGCCGCUGGGCGGAGCUGGCGCCGCUUCCUCCGCUACGUCCGGUCAAUGCAGCCCACUGACGCUGCCACCACAAUCACAGCCGCUGCAACCAACAAUCACUUCGCUGGCGUCACUCAGCGGCCACUACAAUGCGGCGCCCAACCUGAAUUCAAGCUGCAGCCUAUCAACCGGACUAAGCGCCUACCCUUCACUUAACUCAGCUGCUGCCGCUUCAUUCACGCAGUCGCCCGGCAGUAGUUUCUCCACAUAUCAGCAUCCACACGCGACGGCUGAAGGGGCAUCGAGCGGAGUCGAUGCUACAACAGGUCUAAGUAAUGCGGGAGCUACAGGCGCGGGACGACAUGGCGACUUAGGUGUUGGUGUGGCUGGCAGCGGUGGCGUGGGAAUGUCGCACUGGCUGCCAACUGAAACGCAUUUGACAUCUGUAAAGUCGGAGAAUCGCAGUCCGGGUCUAAAUAAUAGCGGCGGCAGUGGUGGCACAUCUAAUGUGAAUGCUGGCGGCGCUGGGAUUGAGACGCAGUCUGGGCUGGGCGGUAGCAACGCUGCACAGUUGGAUGGCGGUAGCGUAAUGACGGGCAAUGGUGGCGUGCCAGCCAACAGCUCUAUCUACAGUUGCUCAUCGGUCGGUGUCAGCGGUUUGAGUGGCAUGGAGAACAGUGUGGCGGGUAUUGGUACAAACUCCUCCUCCAGCGCUGCCAUGGCGGCGGUGAAUUCAUCAGCUGCAGCAGCAGCUGCGGCGGCCGCAUACGACACCAGCAAACACGAUUAUUACAAUUACUAUAACAGCAUGCAACAGUAUACGCCACCCUUCUACUCCACCUACGGCACACCCUACACAACGGCUGCGGCGCGUGCCGCUACCAAAAUUGAACCCAGUUCGCCGUACUUAACUUCAUCGUACGCCACUGCGGCAAGCAACAACAAUUCCUCACAGCUCUACCCGACCGCUUACGGCUACAACAAUUUCGCGCAAUUCGGCACUGCAGCAGCAGCGGCGGCGCAACAGGACUAUAGUGGCUACUACAACGAUCAGUACGGCAACUACUACAACCCAGCCAGCUACUCACCAUACGCCGCCGUCAGCUCGCCCAGUUCCAGUGCUGCCAGUCAUGGCUUUCAUGUGGGCGCUUCCAAUUUGUCCGAGAGUCCCACAGACACGCACUCGACCACACCGGUGUUGCAUGCCACACAUUCACCGCAUUCGCCGCUGCCGAUCUCACCAAAUGCUGCCGCGGCAACGCUUAGCACAAACUCCACGGCGGCCGCGUCGGCGGCACAUGCCAAGAGCACGCCCACCAGCAAGAGUGGGCGCUCGCGUGGAAGACGCCAUCAGCAGCCGAGUCCAACGCGCAGCACCACAUCAGACACACCGAACAGUGAUGCAGCCAAGCCGCCAGAACGCGUCUUUAUCUGGGAUCUGGAUGAGACGAUCAUCAUUUUCCAUACGCUACUCUCCGGUUCCUUCGCCAAUCGCUACACCAAAGACCAAAGCACGUUGCUGACGAUCGCCUUCCGCAUGGAGGAGAUGGUCUUCAACAUGGCCGACACACAUUUCUUCUUCAACGAAAUCGAGGAAUGUGAUCAGGUGCACAUCGAUGAUGUGUCCUCCGACGACAACGGGCAGGAUCUGAGCAAUUACAAUUUCGCGACGGACGGUUUUCAUUCCGGUGCGCCACCUGGCGCUCCGCCAAAUCUCUGCCUGCCGACCGGCGUGCGUGGCGGCGUCGAUUGGAUGCGCAAACUGGCGUUCAGAUAUCGCAAAAUCAAGGAGAUCUACAACACCUACAGGGGAAAUGUUGGCGGCCUGUUGGGUCCCGAGAAGCGCGACGCAUGGCUGCAAAUACGCUCGGACAUCGAGAUGGCCACCGACAAUUGGGCCUCGCUGGCCACCAAGUGUCUGAAUAUGAUUGCGCAACGCGAGAAUUGCGUGAAUGUGUUGGUGACGCAGACACAGCUGGCGCCCGCCUUGGCAAAAGUACUGCUCUUCGGGCUCGGCGGCAUCUUUUCCAUUGAAAAUAUCUACAGCGCACACAAGAUCGGCCACGACACCUGCUUCGAGCGCAUUAUGACGCGUUUCGGGCGCAAGGGCACCUACGUCGUGAUCGGCGAUGGCACGGAGGAGGAGAACGCGGCGAAGACGUACAAUUUCCCCUUCUGGCGCAUAUCGUCGCACAGUGAUAUACGCGCGCUCUACACGGCGCUCGACAUGGGUUUCUUAUGAAAGACGCGCAGCUGCUGCUGGGUAUAUUGCGCGACAAUUACACUGUAAAAAAUAUGAGUUAAAUGAUGACUAAUCUAAUAUUAACAUUGCUUAACUACUUAACUAAGCGAAAAUCUCUUGCAUGUAAAUUAAAUAUUAUUGUAGCUAAGCAAAUGUACGCACUAAAGAUUAAAAGACUUAAUCAUUGUAUUUAGUAAAAGUAAAGUAUAACUAUUAAAUAAAUUAAUAAAUAAAAUAAACUAAAAUAACAAUGAAAUUUUGAAAACAGAGAAAAAAAGUUUAUUUGUUGCCUAAAUGCGUCUCGAACAGACAAAACUUAGAGAAAGUGUGAAAAAAUUUCUCUUCUAAGUUGUAUUAUAUUUAUUGAAAUUAUGCCUACACAAAACUUCCUAGCCUAAGCUAAGUCUACAGUUUAACUAAAAUAGUAAUAAAAUUAUUUUUAAUGUCAAUAUUUUGUUGUUAAUUCAACUACUUAAAACGUCUAUGAUAUUGGGUCGUUCACCAAGUAAUUUCGUUUGAUGACAACAGCUGAACUUAUCGAGUUUGUGCCGCAGCCAACUUCGCACUUAAACGAUAUAACGUUAAAUAUUUGAACAGCUGAUAUAGCAAAGUUUGUGUGCAAAGAAAUUUAAUAAAUUUGUUGAUAUAGUUUUUGUUUUGAAUUUUGAAGAUUGAAGUUCGAUAUCAACAUUAUUGGCAUAUUUUCCACUUUUACUAUAAAAAAAUGUUAAAAUGCAGUUCAAGCAAUGCGAAAAUUAUAUGAUGUGUACGGAACGCCAAUGGUGUUGAUUGAAUGCCAAGGCCAAAAUUGGUUUGCAAAAUUUCGAUCCGCCAAAUAUCGAUCUUGAAUGAUCUUAUGUUAUCAACAACGACUUUAAACCGUCUUCCGGGACGAGGUUGCCGUGUUGGCAGGUCUUUAGAAGCUGUUGUUGGUAACAUAGUCGUUAGUUGACGCAAAUCGUCGAAUAAAUACUCGAGAGAUUACUGAAAAAUUCAAUUUGUCAAAUUACUUAGUGAACCAACCAAUAAUUCAAAAAUAUUUGAAUCAAUUCCAAAUAUUUGUAACGAUCUGGCAAUGAUAAUCAAAUACCUAUAACAAAAUUCAUAGCUCAAAGCACAGUUGACCUGUUUUCAUUUCAAAAACCUGAAUGACGUCUUUUCACCCGGAGCCAAGAAUUAAAAAAAAAUAGAAUAAUCCAAAAAUAAUUCAAACAAUGUUUGUUUUAGAAUGCUUUUAGACGAUUUUUUUAAAGUGUGUUACUUGAGCGAGUGUUUUUUCUUACGAAAAUAUCUUUAAUCCAAUCUUACCAUUUUUUCUUGAAUUUCUUGUUUACGUUUUGAUGAUUCUGUGUGAUUGGUAACCUAUUAGUCAGUUAUCACUCAAGAAACAUAUUUUUUCUUGACGUUUAUAAAAAAUAUAAACUUAUAAUAUUUGCUAGAAAUGUCAGUUGUAAAAUUUCAACGUUACAUAAGUACUUAGCGGUGGGAAGUAACAAAACAUUCAAUUAAGUACAUAAUAACCAAUCUGUAUAAAUGCAUAUUCAGGCUAAAUCAAAUUUAAUAAUUAAUAAAAUAAUAUUAUAAUAUUAAAUUUCUAAAAUUAUUAAUAUAGUAUUUUAAAGUUGAUCCAAUUAGUUUAUAAAGUAGCAAUGACAAUUUUCUGGAAAAAAUUAUAACAAAAUAAAAUAAAAUGCACUAAAUUAUAUGAA
Molecule: messenger RNA, 4474 nt
Organism: Bactrocera neohumeralis
Lineage: Eukaryota; Metazoa; Arthropoda; Insecta; Diptera; Tephritidae
Gene: eya
Product: developmental protein eyes absent
Biological process (GO): multicellular organism development; positive regulation of DNA repair; cell differentiation
Cellular component (GO): nucleus
Molecular function (GO): protein tyrosine phosphatase activity
Source: RefSeq, a predicted model, not a curated record